AUGAGCGAAGAUGGUGUCGGUGAGAUUAAAGCCAGUGAUAAGGUGAAUGAAAGUGACGGUGCGACUGCGUUUGGGCGUGGUGUGGUGUGGGCAGUGACAGAGUGUGAUAUGCGCCAAAUAAAUCAACAGAAGGAAAAAAAGUUAUUUCUCAGAGAUCUUAUUUAUCCGGACAAUUUGUCUCAGAGACGGUGUACAGAAAUUAUAAUUAAUAGUCGGCUGUUUUACGAUAGUAAGACAAAGAUAGUAAUUAUAACAGCAGCUAUGUGCCUCCGACCAAGUGUCAGCAACGGAGUUUGCCUCCAACAGGUCAGAGCUCUACCAGUGUUACGCCAGUUAUCCAUGGCAGCACAUGAAACAGAUAGUCAACAGAUGUUGAGAGAUGAAGUAUUACCUGGCUCUUCUAAAAAGAAACUCGUCUUGUGGGAUAUAGUUCCUAUAUUUUCUGAUAAUCUAUCUAGGACUGCAUUCUCCAAUGAAUUCUUCAUUUUUAAGGUGUUUAGCACUACAAGCCAACGAAUCACACGUCACUUUCCCAAUUCUGUUGCUUCUUAUAGUUGUGUAUUACACGAUGCAAGACACCUAUUUACAGAUGAGGGAUCUGAGCCAUUUAAAACUACCACCGAACUGUGUGACACAGAACCCCCCAUAGCAAAUGCUAAAUUUGAAAAGAAAGAAGGCAUUCUAAAAGUCUCUUGCCUAAAUGGUUAUGUAGGAACCAAAAGCCUAGAAGAAAUUAAAUGCCAGAAUGGAAAGUGGAGAGAAUCUGAAAUAAACUGCAGAGCUCUUAGUCCCUGCGGGAAAGAACCAACUAUAGCACAUGUAAAUGUGACACACCUGCAACCGGGCACUCUGGAAGUAAGUUGCCAGGAAGGUUACAAGGGAACUAAAGAAGUAGAGAUUGUCACCUGCCAGAAUAAAACAUGGACACAAUCUGAAAUAAACUGCACAGACCUUUGCACCAUCUUACCAAAUAUCACCAAUGCUGAAGUCGAACUUAAAAAACCUGGUGUUGCUAAAGUAACUUGCUUAGAAGGCUAUCAAGGAGAAAUUGAUGAGUACGAAAUUUCGUGCAAAGACGGUAUCUGGAAACAAGAGAAAAUAAGCUGUACUGUACAAAAUGUAAAGAUAGUAAGUGAAAACCAGAUGCUGAAAUUCACCCAGUUCCUUUUGAGCGCAGCUUUACAUAAGAGGUAUCUCCUGUGUGUUUUCCUCACACAGAACCAAACAUGUGAUUGUCUUUUAGGCAAAUUGGAAUUCAAAAAAUGGGAAAAGAAGAAAAUUGUGAGCCACAAUGAUGAAAGAAUAUCCAAUAUAAGUCUUGAAGAAUGCACAACUAAAUGUAAAAAUAAACGGUGGUGUGUGUCAUUUGAAUACAGUGAGAAAUAUCGUAUUUGCCAUUUGAGUAAAACAGCACAAUAUAUGUUAAACCAGCUGCUAUUUGUUAAAGAGAAAUCAGUCAACUACUACGAAAAAGUUUGCCUAAAUGAACCAUGACCUCUUGCCAAAUAAAAAGAAAACUUGUA
Molecule: messenger RNA, 1523 nt
Organism: Octopus bimaculoides (California two-spot octopus)
Lineage: Eukaryota; Metazoa; Mollusca; Cephalopoda; Octopoda; Octopodidae
Product: complement factor H
Source: RefSeq, a predicted model, not a curated record